AUGGAACAGGCCGAAGAUCAACCUCGAAUCUCUGGAAGACCCCGAUGGAACAAGUACAAUCAAACCCACUACGAUGUCGACAAUCCGCCACCAAAGGUCGUCCAGGGCUACAAAUUUAACGUAUUUUACCCCGAUCUACUCGACCCAACGAUCGCACCAAAUUUCAAAAUCUACGAAGACGCCGACCCGGAUUUUGCGACGAUUCGCUUCAAAGCCGGGCCCCCGUACGAAGACAUUGCUUUCAAGGUGGUCAAUCGCGAAUGGGAUGUGCUCCACAAAAACGGGUACAAAUGCCAAUUUCAACAAGGCGUCUUCCAGCUGUGGUUCAGUUUCAAAAAAUAUCGCUAUCGCCGC
Mesorhabditis spiculigera is the source of this 354-nucleotide messenger RNA. NCBI's taxonomy places the organism in Eukaryota, Metazoa, Nematoda, Chromadorea, Rhabditida, Rhabditidae. The record is from the annotation of a GenBank genome assembly.